Astrephomene gubernaculifera is the source of this 9180-nucleotide messenger RNA. NCBI's taxonomy places the organism in Eukaryota, Viridiplantae, Chlorophyta, Chlorophyceae, Chlamydomonadales, Astrephomenaceae. The record is from the annotation of a GenBank genome assembly.
UGUGAAUCUAGCUUGUGUAUGAAAAUAAUUAAAGAUUCCGCCCCUUAGCGCUGCAUCUCGGUUGCCUCGGUCAACUACACUUCCCAGCCCUGACAAACAGCCAAAAUGCUGUGCAGGAACUUAGGCAUACUUAACGUUACAUCAAGCCCUUGGGUAGCUUACGUUUCCAUGCAAAUGGUGCGCGGGGACUUUGCAAGCACAUAAACUCCAUGGGCGUGGGUUUGGGGUGCCAGUGAACUUAACUUACAGCGGAACAAACAUACCUUGCUGGAUUUGAUGUUCUCUACACCACUUGGCCAAGGGCCGCGACCGGGUUAUAACCUACCCGAUGCUGGCCAUCGGCGUGCAUCGCCGCUCAGCGAAAAGGAGCAGCAGCUGAUGCGAGCAGUCUCCGACCAGAUGAGCACCAAAAAGGCCAUCCGCCAGGAGGCUAUGCGCGACCAAGAUCGCGAGCGGGCUAUGCUCAAGAACGAGGCAUACCGCUCAAGCCUUGAGGCCGCCCUUCAGCAGCAGGCAGCGCUCUCUGAUGCUGAGAGGAAGCAGCAAGCUCUUGACGAGCUGCAGCGCCUGUCAGACGUCUACGAUCGUCGUGUGGGCCGUAUGGGCGAGGCACACAUGGAGGCCGUCGCGUACAUGCAGCAGCAAUGUGAGGCACGCGCCGAACAGGAACGACGUCUUGCCGAGCUUAACGAGCGCCAGACACAGCGGUUCCAUUCAGCUUUAUCUGUGGUGAAAGCCCAGAACGGUGCUGCCAAAGCGCAAGCACACGAACGCCAGCAGCUGCGCGCACAGAUUCUAAAGGCUGAGCGAGACAAGGCGCAGGCAUUUACCGCUGAAAUGGCCGAGCGAGCACAGGCGCAAAGGCGCAGACAGGACGACCUGGCGCGUCAGGAGCUGGAACGACGCAAGCGGAGUCCCAACGGCCUGGCUGUGGACUUCCGGCACACACGCUUGCACGAGGGCCUGGGCGCGCCUGGCCCCAUGGCGGUGCCCGCUGUCCCGGCGCCGCCCCUGCCGCCCCUGCCAGACCCCGUGGAGUCGGCGGAAGAACUCAGGCAAAGGCUCGCGAUGGAGAAGCGCAGGCGGGAGAAGUCAGCUGCAGAGGCGGAGCUCAGGGCACAAGAGCGCUACCAGGCUGCGCAGGCUAAACUGCGUGCUGAAGCACAGAGGGAGGCGGUGAAGGCUGAGCUUGCAGAGAUGGCAGCCCAACGGGUGCAGGCCAAGAAGCAAGCGCUAGCAGCGCACAGACUGCGACUGCAAGACCAGCGGAAGCAGCAGGAGCUAUUACGUGUAUUUGAAGAAAAUUUCCUGCCAUGCGGGGCAGCACUUGAGGACGACUUGGCUCCCAGGCCGCUGCCCUCCUUCCUGCAGCCGAGUGCUGCAGCGGCGGCGGCAGCGCCUAGCAGCGGCAGCCGACCUGCGGUGCCGCGUGAGCCAGCGCAGCGGCCCCCCGGUGCGCAUGCGGGUGCGUUGGUGGCCCCUGCAGAAGGCCCUAUGCCGCGGUGGAGUAAGAGCCGGGCGGCGCCGCUGGGACGCCGACCGCCGGCGCCGAGGCCAGUAUCGCAAGUGCCGGUACCCACACCGCCCUCAAGGGGCGAAGUCGCUGUGCAAACGGAGCCGCUAUCCCCUCGCGGCCAGACCACCGAUACAGUUAGCCAGUCGCCUGACCGCCAGCACCAGCGGCAACCGCACGCUGAGCAACAGCCUCAGCCCCAGCACCCCCGCCAACGCAUACAAGAGCCGCAACCCCAGCGCCCUCAGCAACCUGCUGCUGCACAACCCGAAGAUCUUGAAACCCGCCAUGCACGUCGCAAGGCGUGGCCCGAACAUUGUGCAGGGCCGGAGCAGCUGGCAGCGCCCGCAUCGCCUGCAGCCAUGUCCCAGACGGCGGACGCGGGCCGCGGGCGUCCUGGGUCACCGGAGGAUGUGGGAGAGCCGGAGCAUGGAGGGCAGCCACCCACGGAGGGUGCUCGGCGGCCGGAGCAGCAGGGCAGCCAGAGCCUGGCCCAGAUGCAGGACCUGCUGGAGCUCGGAGACGAUGCGGUGGACAAGUGGGGCGAGGAGGAGGUGGACCGGGAGCUUGCUCGCAUGCGUCGGGAGCUGGGACUGGAGGACGCUGACCUGCGCUCCUCUGCCAGCAGCCUCACCAGCAGCGUUAGCAUGCCUGCCGUACUGAAGGAAGCCACGGAGCGUACGGCAGCUCGGCAGUACAACCAAGCAUCUGGGGUACCUGCUGCCGUCGCAGCCACACCCGGGCGCUCUGGGCCGUCGGCACGGCCGCAUGCAGAAGGAGAAGGAGCUGGGAUGGAUGCGGUCGCCAAGGGUCGUGAAGCCUACUCACCCGCGCCACAUCGUGGAGGGCUGCAAGGAGAGCAGGGCCGGCAGAUGCGGCGCGAGGAAGCGGUCACGCCCGCCGCUGCGGGUCGGCAGGACGCCAAUGCUGGAGGAGUAGGAGUAGGAGGAGGAGGAGGAGGUGCAUCAGCCGCAGCCAGCAGCCCAGCUGACACGUUGGAUUCCUCCAUCCUGAGGAUUCUGAACACGCCAUCCGGCUCUGAAACGCCCUCCGCAACUCCGCAGUCCUUGGCUGGAGCCGCACGCCGUGCCGGCCUGUACAAGGGCCGUACGGCGGCGGCGACUGCUGCCAACAUGCGGGCCUUAUCCGCGCUUACGCCGGGAUCCAGCAGCAUGCGCUCUGAUCUAGAUCUUGAUGAGCUUCUGCUGCUAACGGAUCUGGACUGGCGGGAGCUCGAGGGCGGCCGCGGUGCUGCCGGCGUUGGCGGGACAGCAUCUGCAGCAGCUGGAGUUGGUGACGGUGGCGGGAUGGGCGGCAGCAGCCCGAGCAGCAGCAGCUUCAGCGGUGUUAGCGGGGUGUCCUUUGAAAGUUUGCGGCAACUCGUCGCUCAAGGCAUCCUACCGCCCGAAAUCAGCACGCUGCUCGCCUCCACACCCCCAACCACAACGCUGGGGUCCCUUUCCGACAUUACCGCAGCAGCAACGGGCAUCGCCCCAGUAAGCAGCCGACCUGUUGCCCCACUCCCCACUUCCAAAGCUCUAUCGCCCACAGCCUCUUCCUCCGUCUCGGGCAUCACCGCCCUGCUUGCCUCCCUCCCCGCCGGGGCACCAGGCGGCGGCGGCGGCAGCAGCAGCGCGGCGCCCUCCCUCAGCAGCUUCCCAGCAAGCAUGCUGCCCGCGCAGCACCCAUCCGCCGUACCCUUAUCCCCGACAGCCUCUACCUCCCUGUCAGGCCUCUCCGCGUUGCUUGCCUCCGCACCUGCCGGCAUGCCAGGCAGCAGCACGCUCUCCUCCCUCAGCAGCAUCCCGCCGUACAGAGCCGCACCAGGAGUUCUGCCGCCCGGCGUCAUGGCGCCGCCAGAAGCCAGCGGGCCCCCUGUCAUGCCCCCUCACCAUGCCGGCGGCAGCCUACAUGGUACAGCGCACAGGGCGGGCGCGGUGAAUGCCGCUGCUGGUGGCUUGUUCUCAAUCCCUGAGAGCCGGCCGGUGCUACGGGCGCCCGUUCCUGGUCAACCUAGUCCCUCAGCCGCUGCCGCCGCUGCUGCCGCUGCCUCCAUGGGCUCCCAGCUCACCAGCACGCCCCUCUCCAGCAGCACCUCAACCUCCUUUACAGACAUGCUGGCAACCGCUUUGGGCGCUGUGGCGCCAACGACACAGGAUGCCUCCACAGCAGCUGCGCUCCGGCCCUCACGACCUUCGUUCCUGCCCGAGCCGUUGCGUCUUACGCUAGCGGACCUCAACCGGGAGCUGCUUUCGACGGCCGCAGGCGGUCAGAGGGGAGCACCGGAGGCGCCGUCAGCGCCUGCGCCGCAGUCUGCCGGGCGGCCUGCCAGGCCAGGGCCCUUCAUCAUUACCUCCCUGGGUGCACUGCCUUCGCAACAGCCGCAGCAGCAGCAUGGUCAGCCCGGAUCGCAGCAGCAACAGCAGCAACCGAGUGGCGAUGCGUGGCUUGCAUGGAACCCCUCCGGAGUGUCAUCCAUGUCGUCCUCAUCCGUGUCCUUGCCGGCACCGCGCCAACCGCCCGGCAACGCUUCGCAGCUGCAAGGCACCUCCAACGGGCCACCUUCCGCGCCCCUUGCUGGCCGCAGCGCUGCUUCUCUAGUCGCAGCUGCCGUGGCCGCAGUAGCUGGCAGCGACACCUCUAGCAGCCUUAGCAGCUUGAGCCUAGGGGAGCUUGGUCGGCAGCUGAAUAGCGGCUCGGCUCUUAUGACAGCUGGAGGGCCCGCAGCAGCGUUGGAAGUUAUCGCGACGCCGACAACACUUAGAAGCAGGGGCUCAGAGGACGGCGGCAGCACCCAGCGGCCCUCCAUCGCUAGUACACCGCUUAGCAGCCCGUACGAAAUGUACGACAGGGAAGCGCGCAGGCUAGCGGAACUCAUGACCAGCAUCACAGCAAGCCUCAAGCAGUCCGCGGAUGCCGUAUCCCGUGCAGGAGCCCCGCCGGCGGCUGGCGGGGGCGCUGCUGCUGCUGCUGCGGCCACAGUCCGUAGCUUCUCCCCUAGCUCCUCUGAAGCGUAUAGCACCAUAUCAGCGCUAGCCACACCGCCCUCGGCGGCGCAGAGCGCUGGCCGGCAGCACGCAGGGCUUGGCCCUGUCACCGCAUUGGUUCCGGAGCAAGACACCGGGGCCACACCAACACGAGUGGCUCGAAGGAGCGGAAGUCGGGGCACUUCGGCCGCUGGGAGUGUUGUAAUAGCUGGGCCAUCCUCGGGGCCAGAAGCGCAGAACCAGCGCUUUGUUCCAGCGGCUGGCAACGUUGGUAACAGCAGCCCCCAGAGCAACGCAAGCGCGUUGCUGUCUCCACCCUCACCGUCCUCAACCUCCCUUUCAUCCUUGUUGCUGCCGACACCGCUGCGGGCGCCCGAUGACGAUGGGAGGGCCGCUGACGAACCGGCUAACGCCUCUCCGGCUUCCUCAUCCAUUGCACCCUCGGUCUCCACCUCGGUUGCACAAAGCAGCACCAUAUCCGGCCUUUCCUUCCUUGUGGCGUCUUUGCAGCAACCCCUGCCGCAGCCCCAGCCCAGCCAUUCUCACCCUCACCCUCAACUCCAGCCACCGCCGGCGCAGCAGCAGCAGCAGCCCCCAGCCGACUCGCCGCCACCGCCCGCACCACCCCCAUCGCAGCAGCAGCAGCCCAUGACCGGCGUCCCGCUAUCCCGCCUGGCGCCGCCAGCGUCCCCCUCCGCAGCCUUCCUGGCCUCACCCGCGCUCACCAUGCCAUCGCCCGCGACUCCGCCGUCUCCGAUACUCUCAGAGGGGUCCUUCCAGUCGGAGCCGCCUGCCACCCUCAGCCCCGCCGCUGUAACGCCUACGGCGCGCAUGGCGCGUGGGGGCGGCGGGGGUGGCAGCUGGGUGCAGCCAAACUCUGGGCCCAGCGAUGAUGCACCCAGCGCCGUCGCACAAGCCAUUGCUGGCUUCCUCAGACGCAGGGGCAGCGGCAGUGACAGGAGCGUGCAGGGUAUGGAUGGGCAUGUGCAACCUGGGCAACAAUGCCCGCAGCCAAGUCAGCUGCAGCCUCCGCCGCUGCCACAGCUGAAAAUUGCAGUUGAUCAGGAGGGCGGCGUUUGCGCUGCUGCCGCAGGGUAUAACGAGGACGGCCGCGGUGUUAGUGGUGGUAGCGACGGUAGCGGUGCUGUCCCAGUCAGCGCAGAGAUCCGCAAGUGCGACAGUGGUUCCAGCGCGGAUGUGUGGGCAAGCUUGACAGGCCCUACACUUGAGGAGGCACUGGCGGGGUUGAUGGGCCAGACCGACGGUACGUUUGAGGACUUGCUGCGUUCCUCCCUGGCGCUGUCUACGUCCAGCCUAACAAGCGCUCCGGAGGGGCUGGAGGAGGAGCAGCAGUCGGCGCAGCAGCUGGGAAGAAGUGGCUCGCUUCAGGAGGAUGGAGCUGCUGCUGCUGCUGCUGCAUUGCGUGGAGGUGCGCCCGUGCCUCCUUUUGUCCAUGCGGAGGAGCCCCAGACCUCGGCCGGAGCUGCAGCAGCUGAGAUGCCGGCGUCGUUGGGAGUCAGGCGAUCGGAGGAGGAGGAGGAGGAGGCUGUAGCAGGAGCGGCCUGGGCAGCAUGGCACGAGGAGGAGAGGGCGCGCAUGGCUGGCACAGCGGCAGCGGUGACGGGUGGUGGUGCUAGCAGCCAGCGGGAUGUGGGUUCUGUCCCCAACAUGGCUGAUGGUGAUGGUGAUGAGGGUGAAGGGGACUAUGCUGCUGUUGGGGACUACUACAAGCAGGACGGGGAGGAGGGGGAGGAGGAGGCAGCGGAGUGUGACCCGCAGCGGCCGCUUGCAAUGGGCGGAUACUCCUCGGGCGAGCUGCUUGCAGAGGUGGACGCCGUGCUGCUGCAGGCUAUCGCUGGCAGCACAAUCGCGGACUUACAGCCCUCACCGCAGCCAGCCAUCAACCGCGGCCAGCCAUCGCAACCCAUCACACCCCUCCAUGCAGUGUCUUCUGCAAUCUCUUUCGCCGAUGGGUCCUCCGACUGGUCGCCGGUCCCACGUGCUGCUGCUCCGCAUCCACAGCAGCAGCAGCAGCCCGCCCCUCCCCAACAACAACAGCAGCAGCAGCCACAUGAGACCCGCAUGAGCUCGACAACCCGCAGCUCGAGCGACAGCGAGGAGUUCGGAUCCAUCAUGUCGGACCUGCUGAAGGACAUCCAGCGCGGCAUCAUGGCGCUGCAGGCGGUGGACCCGCAGCUCCAGUCGCCGCGGCCAGAGCAGCCGCGAUCGCCACAGCAGCAGCUGGGAGCCAGGGCGGCGUCAGCAGCAGCGCCGCCAGCAGGGGGGUUAGGCCGCAUGGGGCCGGGCGUUGAGGAAUCCGAAUCCGCUGCGGAGUCGGCUGUGGUGUCGGGCGACUCACGUGCUGACGGCGGGGAUGCUGCUGAGGCGCUGAGCACGGAGAACUGGGAGCCGCACGUGGACUUGGGAGGCGCCGGGGGGCAGGUGGCGAUGAUGGAACCUGCAGCCGCGGCCAGGUCAGAUAUCCUGAAAGACUUUGGGCGGCUGUUGCUUGACGACAGCUCCAAAUACAGCAUCAACACCGGCGGCGGCGGGGAGGCGGCGGAAGACGUUGACGGUGACGUGGAGUGGCCGGAUGAGUGCAGCAACGGCAGCCUAGCAGCUGACGCGGCCUCACCCUUUGGCAUGGACAGUCCGUCCGAGGGUGCCACGUCUUCCGCUUUCCCUCCGGAACAGCAACAGCAGCAGCAUGAAGCAACAGCAGCUCUUCCUGUCGGGACGGUUCGCCCCUCGCAACCUCCUGAGGCAGCACCCUUCAGUCCCUCGUACGACGGCGGCGACGGUUCCCGCCUCCAGCCGUUGUCGUCAACAAGACAAGAAUACCUGUCGUGGCCUAGCUUUAGCCGCGACUUUGCAGGCUCCACGUUUUCCUCCUCUCCCGAUUCACCCCACAACCCCAUGCGCGAUGACUGCAGCACCACCGGCCUGCCUGCCUCGGCGUCUGGCGACUCCAUCCUCCGACUGGCGGCGCUGCAAGCGGGACCGCAACCGCCUCCGGAGCCACCGCGGCGCUCGGCGGCUUCAGCGAGCGACGAGGACUUCAUUCCGCUCCCACCGCAACCAGCGUCUGCAUCAUCAGCGCCGCGGGACUACCUAUCCAUCAGUUUUGUCGCCGUCGCCGAGGACGCUGCCGAGGAGGGAACCUACAGCUUUCUGCAAGCGCCGCGUGCGUCAUUGGCACGAGGCAGGCUGCCUCCCAGCAUCCAUUCCGGUUGCGACUCGCCGAGCCUACCGCCCAGCGGCUCCCCAAGUGACCCCACCGUGUCAUCCGUCUCCUCCCUGGACUCCCUUCCAGAAGCUGUGGCGGCGUACGGGUACCCCGUGUUUGGCGGCGCCGCAAGCUCGCUGCUUGCCUCUCCUGCAGGCAGUGCUGGUGGAAGCCAGGCGGGCAGCGAAGAUGGCGGCAAGGCCGAGGACAGCCGCGUGAUGGGCGUGCGGGCCGCAGCAGGGCAUGAUGCAGCCGGCAGCCAGGCGGUACGGCAGCCGUUGCCCAUUCAGAGCGAGCCGCUGCAGCCGGCAUCACCGCCGCCGCCACAAGUGCUGGAGCAUGAGCCAUGGCGCGGUGCCUGGGAUCCGCCCUCCUCGCUACCCGCGUUGCCAGCCAUCCCUGCCUUGCGCGCUGCCACCCGCUCGACAGCUUACCCGCCCGACUCUCCGCCGGGUCCUCCAUCCCAUGCAGCAGGUUUGGGCCCUGAAACCCUUGGCACCACCAACCACACGGGUUCUCCUCCUCCUCCUCCUCCUGCGGGGCAGCACCACCACCACCAGCCGCAACGCAGCGCCCUGAGCCCGAGCAGCCCUGCGCCAAGUCCUCGCCUGGGCUGUGUGGAGCAGGUUCAGGAGGGUGGUUGCUCCCCACCGGCUGCUGCUGGCUACGGGGAGGUCGCGGCGGUUGGGAUGGGUUGGAGCCACGAGGGCAGCCCCCCGCCUGCGGGCGCCGCUGGUCGGAGGAGGCGGUCCAGCGGAGGCGGUGGUCAGUCGGGUGGCGGUGCUUACGCGGGUGCGCUGUCAGAGGAGCAGCUGGCUGGGCUGCUGCUGUGGACUGUGAGUGACUUCUUUUCGUCACCUGGGAGCGGUGAUGAUGGCAGCGAGAGCGGCAGUCCUAGUGGCUUCUAGGGUGCUAGGGUGCGGAUAAUGGGUUGUGUUAGGGAGUCGUCUCCGGGUGUUUGGGUGUUUCACUUGCGGAUGUUCGGCCUUUCCUUCCUUGGCUUAUCAGAGGUAGCAACUCUGUUACUGUAUUGGGAGGCGGGCAUGAUGCGAGUGCGGUUGGCAUGCAACCCUUUCUGAGCCUAUAUACUUCAUGAUGGACUGUUUAUUGAGUGUUACUUUGGGGGGUUUGCAAUCUCCUAUGGCAAAGAAACAUUCAUGUACAUAUGCUCGUGCUCACGGCGGAAAGAACUGGAGGGUGUUAGCCUUUGGAGACGGGGCCCAAAGGACGAGAAUGGGUGCGGGUUCGGAGCACUACACGGCUGGGAACGGCUUUCGGCGCCCCCGUUUGCUCAACACUGAGGGUGUCCUUGUGGGAGGAGGCAAGCGCCCGGUGUAUGUAGCGUAUCGAUUAUGACAGCGGCAUGACAUAUCUACUAAGAAUACUCGCGUUUGGUACACACAUGCAAGUUUGACUUACAGUAACAAAUCCUUAAUUGUUAUGCUCCAAGGAAA